Alligator sinensis (Chinese alligator) is the source of this 4708-nucleotide messenger RNA. RefSeq names its product sodium voltage-gated channel beta subunit 4 (gene SCN4B). The record is from RefSeq and is a predicted model, not a curated record. Gene Ontology annotation, molecular function: transmembrane transporter binding; sodium channel regulator activity. Gene Ontology annotation, cellular component: voltage-gated sodium channel complex; membrane. Gene Ontology annotation, biological process: regulation of ventricular cardiac muscle cell membrane repolarization; cardiac muscle cell action potential involved in contraction; regulation of sodium ion transmembrane transporter activity. The coding region runs from base 16 to 654 and encodes 212 amino acids. The transcript has 5 exons. NCBI's taxonomy places the organism in Eukaryota, Metazoa, Chordata, Crocodylia, Alligatoridae.
CUGCGUCAUUACCUAAUGCCCCAGCUGAGCUGUCUUGGGCUGUACAUGUGUGCUGUGGCGGUCGCCUUGGAGGUGUCGGUGGGAAAGACCAACGUGGUGACAGCUCUGAACGGCUCGGAUGUGCUGCUGCCCUGCGUCUUCACCACCUGCAUUGGCUUCUGGGACCUCGUCUUCACCUGGUCGUACAACGACAGCACAACGCUCUGCCGUGGCUUCAUCAAGAGCAAGGCGGUGGAGCCCAAGGUGCAGAGCGAGAACUUCAGGGUUGUCUUCGUGGGCUCGACCACUGGCAAGGACAACAACAUCUCCAUCGUCCUUCUCAGCGUGGACUUCAGUGACGCCGGGAAGUACACCUGCCACGUCAAGAACCCCAGGGAGAAAGGGAACGCCGAGCACUCCUCCUACAUCGAGCUGCAGGUCGUGCACAAGUUGGUGGUAGCAGACAACACCCUGACACUCAUCAUUGUGGCCGUCGUGGGUGGGCUCAUCGGCCUCCUCAUCCUCUUCAUGGUGGUCAAGAAGGUUGUCCUCUUCAUCAUCAAGAAGACCCAGGAUGGGAAGAAGGAGUGUCUCGUGAGCUCGUCGGGCAACGACAACACGGAGAACGGCCUGGCGGGCUCCAAAGCGGAACAGAAAGUGACACCAAAGGCAUGAAGCAACCGCAGCACAAAGCACCUGCCUGCAAGGAGGCGAAACCCCGCUGGGGCAGGGGCUGGACCAAUGACCUUGCCAAACUAACCAUGCUUAGGACCUGUCUGUAUUACACACGUGCCUGCAAUUCGCGCUGCUGCUUCUCAGACGAGACUGCAACCGCCGCGGGGCCCGGGAGCGGCUCAGGGACCCCGGCUGGAGCGGGCGGACGACCCGGCUGCUCUCGGGGCAGGGACGGCGCAUGUCAAGUAAGAGGGAAGAGGCAGGGGCCCGGGCUCCUGGCAGGGCUGCGGGCCGGAGCGUGGCACUGCCCACAGGGCUCCGGCGUGGCUCUCCCCUGAAGCUCGCUGCAGAACCAAAUUUAUGUUCCCCUCGUGUGCCUGGCAUGGCCUUGGCCUCCGCUCCUUGCCGGCUCUUGUUCCCCGGAGGGCCCGAGGCCCCCUGGGUGAGCCGCCCCCCAUGGGAUCCCCUCUCCGCCCAGGGACCCCUAUUGCUUGGGCUGCUGGAGGGCCCGUCUGACUGGGCUUGGGCAGCAACAGGCCUGAUGUCAUGGCACCGUGCGCGGGCCCUGCAAGCGUCUGGCUGCAGUCCUCGCCCCGUCCCUGCAUCAGUGCCAAGGGUUGGCUCUGCCCUCCCCAGCCCUGGGCGUCCUGCUGCACCCGGGUGUGGGGUGAGCGGGGAGCUCUGCACGGGUGCAAACAGCAGCAGGGAGGGAUACGGGGCCUGGUAUGUGGCUGGAGCCCAGGUGGGAGCUCUGGGUGGGUCGGUGGCAAUGAGGCCCCUCCCUGCCUGUGUGCAGCGCAGUCCCAGCUCAGGCCACAGCCACUGGUCAGCGGACCCGGCGAAGCGUGGAGAGCCAGCUGGAGGGCUGGGCAGCCCGGAGGCACCCACGGGCUGGGCUGUCCGUAGCCCUGCUGCGGGCUCCACUGCGGGGAGCCCCGGAGAGGCUGCGAGGGCAGUCAGGCCCUGUCGGAUGAGCUGAUUCUCUGGCCUGUGCCUGCCCUGUCCCCAGUUCCCCCCCCAGGUCAGGAGCUAGAUGGGGCGGUUUGCAGCUUCCAGCCAAGGGCUAUGCUCUUACUGCUUUGCAAAUCUCCCCGCGGCUUCGUCUAGACCCUCCCCUCCCCUCCUGGACACCAGUGACAUCCCGAGUGACACCACUGGUGCUGGCGGUACCCAGCGUGACGCUGGUGGACCGGGGAGGAGAAUCGGGCCACGCACGCUGGUCCCUGGUCCUGGCAGACCCACAGGGAGGGCCAGCUUGGGCUACAGGAGGGAAGGGGCUGCCUCAGGGUGGAGCAGGCUGGGCUGUGUCCUCGUGCUGCACAUCUGAGCCCCAGCGUGGGGCUGGGGGCCCUGGGGGCAUGGCUGUAGAUGUGGGGGUCCCCCUUGCCGGCUGGCGGAUGCUGGGGGAAGGGGGGGUCCUGGCACAGAAGCUGGCUUGUUCUGCCUCUGGCUUGCCUCACUCGUGCCCGGGCACCCGCCCGUCGCCCACGUGUCCUGCCCCCCGCGCCGCCCUGGCCGCCUGGGGGGAAGCUGCCGUGCUUCUCGUCUGUGGAUUCUGGGCUUCCUCUUUCUUUCUUCGGCUAGGCACAUGCCGAGCAGGCGCUUUAGAUGCUGGCGCAGCAAGGCUUUAACUGGUUAGGCAAAUAUUUUUUUAUAAUGGAUUUAACUGGGAAAACGGCUGAUUCUGUUUUCCUGUCAUCUAGGAAUGAGCAUGGCCUCCAUUCACGAUGCAGGGAGGGGGUCGGCCAGAGUCCAGGGCUCAGGACUUCCAGGUCCUGCUCCUGACUCUACCACCGACUUGCUGUGUGACCUUGGGCAAGUCACUUUGUCUCUCUGUGCCUCAGUUUCCCCAUCUGUAAAAUGAGGGUAAUAAUACUGAUCUACCUCGCAGGGGUGCUGUGAGGCUCCCUGGAGUCACAUUUAUAAAGUGCUUUGGAUCCUCGGAUGAGACGGCUGCAGGCAGCCCGCAGGCGGGGAGGGCGGCGGUCGAGCACGUGAGCGCAGCCAGAUGCGGGAAGCCACAACCGCAUUGGGACAGAGGGACUCGCCACCGUGCUGAAUGCCAGGGAUGCUGGCUGGGCAGCCCCCGCAGACAGCCAGAAAUGAGAGCCUGGGGAGGUCUCCGUUGCGCCCUGCCCCGCUCUGCUUCCUCUGCAGCCCCGUCUGCCCGGCCCGGUGCCCGCCUCGCGCGCCAUCCACUCCCAGCCCUGGCAGGGGACUGUUGUCGUGGGGGGAGCCCCACAUGCCCCGCUCCACAGGUCCUGCCGGGGACACCAACCUGGGCCUGUAGCAGCAGAACCGGACUGGAUGAGCUGGCACGCAGGUGCCCGGGGCGUCGGGCUCCGUGGAGUCCACCAUGGAUUUCAUGGCUGCUUGUGCCCAUGCAUGGCGUGUGCCUGGGCCUGCAUGGCUGGUGGCAGAGCUCCCUCAGACAGGCUGUCAGCCGGGGCAGGAAGGCAGUCUUGCCUGAGCACGGCAGCUCUGUCUUGGGCAAAAGAUCUUCCAAACCAUCUGCAAGGAGCUGGAAAAGCCUUGUCUAACUACGGAAGGAGCAAAUAACCCUCCGCCUGCACCCCUACCCCCAUGCCACCCCCAGUGGCCUUGCCUCCAGAUGGAAUUAAAACCUUUCUGAAGGUAAAAUUCAGGCCAACAGUGUCCCUCUGAAGUCCAGUUCAGUCCUUGCAUGUCGUAAGCUGCUGGGUUCAUCGCUCGUGCAUACAUGUCCGUGCCCUUGUCCAUGCGACCCAGGAACAGGCUCUUUCCUCCGCAUGCCCACACCCGGGGGAGUCGGGAGUCGGGAGUCAGGGUGGGUCUUGGCGUUCCAGCGAGGAAAGGGCACGCGGGAGGUCUGUGGUGGGGGCUCGGUCUCCAGCCCAAGGGCAGGAAGUGCAGCCAGCUGGACCUGGAGCUGGGCACCCUGCCAGGGCCGCGUGGGCUGUGUGCACUAUAGGGAAGGCCACGUGCUGUUUUCUCCAGGAGGGAACUGGGAUGGGCGCUUGUCUCUGGCAGUGCCUGAGGCCCUGUUCAUGACUGAAUUUGGUGCUCACUGCCGGGGUGCAGGCUGCAGACAGAGCUUGGGUGCAGUGCCCAGUGCCAGUGCCCACGUGGCCGUGGUUUCAGAGGGGAGUCGCAGCUGCACCCUGUCUAGUGGCACCGGUGCGUGGGGAGGCUCUGCGCCAGGGCGGGCAUCGCAGGGAGGCAGCUCCGGCUCUGGCACAAGUGCUGUGCGGGGGCAGCGUCUCUGCUGCAUAGAGCAGGGCCUGGGGCUCCAGAGCCCGGCUCUGCUCCCUGCUCUGCCACCGGGAGCCGUAGGGAGCCCAGGGCACAUCGUUCGACCUCUGUGCUCAGUUUCCCUGCCUGUCCAAUGGGCUCAGACUGACCUACCUCAUGGGUGCGGGGAGGCUGCUUCCUCCCUGGUUGUCAGGGGCUCCCAGAUCCUUGGAUGAAAGGCGCUGUAUAAAUGCAAAGUAUUAUUAAAGUACCAUUGUCACUCAUGCAACGUUAGCGGGAAAGGCAUACAAUCUCCCAGCUAGCCCACCAGCCCCGGCCCCUCCCUGAAGAAGAGCUCUCCCAGGAGAGCGCAGUUGGGGGAGGGAAAGGUUUUUUAAAAAAAACUAUUUUUAGUGGCCAUAACCUGUCAGUCUUUUUUAGAAUCAGGAUCAGGACAUCGUCCCACUUCCCACAUGAUAUGCAAUGCUGUACUAUGCAUGGACUCUUCCCCUGGCUUGACAGAAAACUUAACGCAAUCAGUUCUUGACCCGCAACUCUCGGUCUGCGACGGUGUGCGGGUGCGUACAGCCUGGCAGCGGGCAUGCUUAGGACGCUCCCUUGGCACAAAAUCCUGAGCUAUGUGGUGCCCGCUGUCCACACACGUGCACAGAGACCUGUACGUCCGGGCGUGCGUUGGGUGUACUGGUUUUACAUAUAGGAUAUACUGUAAACAGACACGGGGUGUCUCCGGACAUCCUGUGUGUUGCCUUUAAAACACGUUUUGCACUGUAGAGUUUUAUUUAGCUUUGCCUUGAAUGAAAUAAAAGUUGACAUUUAGUAGAGA